Molecule: messenger RNA, 2143 nt
Organism: Triplophysa rosa
Lineage: Eukaryota; Metazoa; Chordata; Actinopteri; Cypriniformes; Nemacheilidae
Product: natural killer cell receptor 2B4-like
Exons: 6
Coding region: 101-1030 (309 amino acids)
Source: RefSeq, a predicted model, not a curated record
UCGUCAGAUGAAGCCUCUUCAGAGUUUCUGGUGUCAGGACCAGGUCAUCUGUUAUGUUUUCAUGUAAUUUAUGGACAGUUAUUUGAAACUCCUGUAGAAAAUGUUUCAUGUGAUUUUAUUCUGUUGGUGCUGGUGGAGUCUGAUGGCAGUGUUUGGUUCUGAGUCUGUGUCAGUGACUGAAGGAGGGUCUGUUACUCUCCACAUGAAUAUCACUGAACAACAGAGGAAAGACGGAAUCUCAUGGAAGUUUGGACCCACAGAUAAUAAAAGUCUCAUAGCUGAAAUCAAGGAUGGGAAUAAUGCAAUAAAGUUAUAUGCUUAUAGACCUGAUGGGAGAUUCAGAGACAGACUGAAGCUGGAUCAAACCGGAUCUCUCACCAUCACAAACACCAGAAUCACACACUCUGGACUUUAUCAAAUAACCACCAGCAACCACGAGGAGCUACUCAACAAGAUAUUCAACAUUACUGUCUAUACUCGUCUGCCUGUUCCUGUCAUCUCCAGAGACUCUUCUCAAUGUUCUUCAUCUUCAGUGUCAAACUGUUCUGUGUUGUGUUCAGUGAUGAAUGUGUCACAUGAUGUGAGUCUCUCCUGGUAUAAUGAAAGCCGUGUACACUCCAGCAUCAGUGUGUCUGAUCUCAACAUCAGACUCUCUCUACCUCUGGAGGUGGAAUAUCAGGACACAAACACAUACAGAUGUGUCAUCAACAAUCCCAUCUCAAACCACACACAACAUCUACACAUCACUCAUGUCUGUCAGCCGUGUGCAGUGAACUCUUCAUCAGAUCGAGUAUCAGACCUUUUUGCAGGUUAUAUAAUCCCUCUCUCUUGUGCCGCUGGAUCUCUGAUGAUUGUAACUGCACUUCUGAUCUUCUGCGUCUACAGAAAACAUAGAAAAACAAAUCAAGAAGAUCAGUCCGGUGAAGAGGAGAUCACAUACGCAGAUCCAACAUUUUAUAAAAGACAAACACACAAACAGAGAUGUGCAGUGGAGGAUGAAGUGGUGUAUGCAGGUGUCAUGAGAAGAUGAUCAAACAAGCUCUCUGUAAUUGGACAUUCAGGUUACAGUAAAUAUCUGUUAGUUCAUACAACAAUUAUAAUUUUGACAUUUCUUGUCACCCUUUUGUUGUCCAAACCUCUUAUCUUAACAAAAACACAUUUUAAGUGUUGUUUUGGGCUUUCUAGUUACAAUAUGAGUAAAUACAUAAUCAAUGACCCCCUUCUCAAAUUUCAAAAGGACACUCGAGGCUGGAAAUAGGGGCGAGUUUGGGGGGACUGAGUCCAUUGAGUAAAUGUAAAGGGGGCCGGAGUUCCAGUUCAGAAUAUAGAGGGAUUCCAUCUUUAUUUCACAUAACAGCCCCAUAACAGCAAAUUUCAUAUAUUGACAUUUCUUCUGAGAUAAUAUAGUAAGAGAGAUACUUGUAUAAUAAAAAUGGGUUAUUUUUUGUCAACUCAUGCUGAGUCCCUGGCUGAAUACUUUGAUUUUGAUCAAUCUUUUUUAGAGAAAGAAAUACUUAAAUCAUAAAGAAAAGGCAAACUGUUAAAUGCAUGUAUAAAUAUUUACAGAAUGACACAGAAUAACCGAGAUGCAUUGAUUAAAACAUACAUGAAUGAUGUGGGAGCAGAUCAUUCUAAAAUCUUGACUGUUGUUAUUUUUAUGACAGUAAAAACCUUAAAUUGUUUUUAUAUCACAGACUUUUUACUUUUAACAUUAUACGAUUCUUAUGAUAAAUCUUACAUCAAAUCUGGGCUGUGUUUUUAUCUGCUGUUAGUCUGGAAAUGUAAAUGUCAAACAUUACAAUUAGCUAAAUAGUAUUGUCAAUCAGUGUAGCAAGAAUAAAGGCAUGUACAGUAUUUGGGUUAUUAAAUGUUUUUGAACUAUCUGUUUUAUAAAAAGCUAGGGCUGUUCUUGGCGAGCAAAACCAUCUGCUGUCUGAUAAAAUGUUACUGCUUCCUUCUUUUAGUCGCUUCAGAAUACUGCAAUCAGCAAUCAGUUUUUACUGCUAUAAGGUUUUGAAAAGUGAAUGUUAUGUUAACCCGUUUACUUUCGGUUUCAAGGAAAGAAACGAUGUUCAAAUGCCAAUUUGGUUUUAAUCAUUUGUAAAUAUAAUGUUAUUAAAAGUGUUGUGUUUAGUUAUAUGGU